AUGAGCGAACGACGAGAAAGUCUUACCUUUCAGGACCCUGAGAAACGGGCAAAGUCGGAUGCCGAACCGGCCAGUUUGGCUGACCACUUACGUGGCCGCCAAUUCAGUGUCGAUGCCACCGAUGUCGCCAUUGUCGAGACCGACCAAGGCAAGCUACACCGGAAUUUGCAAGGGAGACACAUGCAGAUGAUCGCCAUUGGCGGUGCUAUUGGUGCAGGUCUCUUCAUCUCAAGUGGUGGUGCCUUUCAAACUGGAGGUCCUGGCGCCGUGCUCAUCGGCUUCAUGAUCAUUGGCUUCAUGGUAUACCUCAUGAUGCAGGCACUUGCCGAAUUGGCCGUCAUGUACCCCAUCAAUGGAGCAUUUACCAUGUACAUCUGCAGAUUUAUUGACCCUUCGUGGGGGUUUGCCUGUGGAUGGCAAUAUGGCAUUGGUUGGCUCACUGUGCUUCCUUUCGAAAUUUCGGCAGCUUGCAAUAUUAUCCACUUCUGGACGAGUGUAGAGAACGUGAAUGAUUGUGCUUGGAUCAUCCCGUUACUUUUCGCUCUUACCGUCAUCCAGUACUUCGGAGUCAAAGGCUACGGAGAGGUCGAGUUUGUUCUCAGCGCAAUGAAAGUUACUGCCUGCAUUGGAUUUAUCAUCCUGGGAAUUAUCAUCGACUGUGGCGGCGUGCCAACUGACCACCGAGGCUAUAUCGGCGCCAAAUACUGGCAUCAUCCAUACAGCGCCUUUCUCAAUGGCUUCCACGGGUUCUGUACCGUCUUUGUAACGGCAUCCUUUGCUUUUGGCGGAACCGAACUUACUGGACUGGCCGCCGCCGAGGCCCAAAACCCGCGGAAAGAAAUUCCCAAGGCUACGAGACAAGUCGUGUGGCGUAUUUGCAUCUUUUACCUCAUCAAUCUCUUCCUCAUCGGUUUGAUUGUCCCUGAAAACAGCCCGCUUUACAACGGCCCGGGAGCUGAAAGUCGACAUUCGCCUUUUGUGAUUGCUAUCGAACUAGCAGGCAUCAAAGCACUCCCUUCGAUAUUCAACGCCAUGAUUUUGAUUUCAGUGAUGAGCGUUGCCAACUCCUGCACUUUUGCCUCGACUCGAACUUUCCAGGCAUUGGCUCAACACGGUAUGGGACCCAAGCUGUUCGCCUAUGUCGACAAGAAGGGCCGUCCCCUUGUUGUCACCCUUCUGCAACUUCUUUUUGGAUGUUUGGCCUUCCUCAACUUGGACAAGAACGGAGGUGGUAACGUCUUCAAUUGGCUUCUGGCCUUGUCUGGUCUCUCCUCAUUCUUUAUUUUCGGCAGUAUCGCCGUGGCUCACAUCCGCUUCCGGGCUGCAUGGAAAUAUCAAGGCCACAGCGUGGACGAACUCCCCUUCAAAGCCGCGUUUGGUAUCUGGGGCUCUUAUGUUUGCGCCGUCCUGAAUCUUGUUUGCUUGAUCGCCCAGUUCUACGUCGCUCUUUACCCGGUUGGUGGGCCCUAUCUCAACGCCACCAUAUUCUUCCAGGACUAUCUUGCGGGCCCCUUCAUCGCGGUCCUGUACGUGGGCUGGAAGGUCUGGUCGUGGUUCAAGGUCAAGGAGCAUCGCCCGCUGUAUGUCAAGAUCAAGGAUAUCGACAUUUACUCGGGAAUGCGUGAGGGACAGGCUGAACUUAUCAGUGGGCCGGGGGUCUCGGAACAACAACGCCGAGAAAGCAUCGCUGAGUUGCAGGAGGAAAAGAAGAAGAAGGGAGUCAUGGACUGGGUGAAGGCUAUCGUGCACUCUAUCUUCUAA
Molecule: messenger RNA, 1761 nt
Organism: Fonsecaea erecta
Lineage: Eukaryota; Fungi; Ascomycota; Eurotiomycetes; Chaetothyriales; Herpotrichiellaceae
Exons: 9
Coding region: 1-1761 (586 amino acids)
Biological process (GO): amino acid transmembrane transport
Cellular component (GO): membrane
Molecular function (GO): amino acid transmembrane transporter activity
Source: RefSeq, a predicted model, not a curated record